Chironomus riparius is the source of this 2554-nucleotide messenger RNA. NCBI's taxonomy places the organism in Eukaryota, Metazoa, Arthropoda, Insecta, Diptera, Chironomidae. The record is from the annotation of a GenBank genome assembly.
GUUUGCCGCAUAAAAAAUUUUUCAUUAAAAAAUCAGUGAAAUUAAAGGAUAUCCAGCUUAAAAACAUUAGAAAUGGAUGAAAACAAGCAAAAGCUAGACGUGUGGAUCGUCAAAAUCCAAAAUCAAGAGAGAAUGGUCCGACAACGAGCACUUAAAGAAUUAUUAGAAUUUUGUCAAAAUGAAAAAAAUCUCAACAAAGAAAACUCAAUAGAAUUAUUUGAUUUCACUUAUCUGUGCCUUAUAAAGUGCUACAGUGAUAAAUAUGAGAUGUGUCGGAGUCUUGCAUGCUCAAUAAUUACUGAAAUAUUAAAGCAUUUACAGCAAAAUGAUUAUUACUUGAGCUUGUUGGUUCCAGUGAUUGCAAAACGAUUGGCACCGCUGGAUAUAGUUGAGGAAAGCGAGGAAAUGAGACUUCAAUUGCUCAAACAGCUUAAUUUCAUAAUUGAUAAAUACAAGGACCUUAAAAUCACGGGAGCAGUUCGUGAUAAAACAGGUGACGGACAAGAUCGAUUGCUUAAGCCUUACAAUGACAUUAUUGACAUCCUUAAAGUCCGUCUUAUGGACAAUUAUCCAGCUAUACUCAAAGAGUGUUGUGAAGUUAUCAAAUUAACAGCAAUUGCAUCUAGUUCAUUCCAUUAUCGAGCUGAAAGUCUUGCGGAACCGCUAAUAACUUUAUUAAAGCAUCGACAUUCAGGAAUUAGAAUAGCAGCUGUUGAAGCUCUUGGAGUUGUUGGAUUGAAUAUUCUCACAAAUUGCGAUAAGUUAAGGCGAAUAAUCAAGGAAAUCUCACCGUUGCUUAUGGAUCCAGUUCCAUUUGUGAGAAGAGAAUGUGGUCGCGUUGGAUGUCUAUUUUUGAUGAAAUUGUGUGAUCGAUAUUCAUUAUUUGAGCCUAUAUUGCCUUUGGUGAUGUGUUGCCUCACAGACGAAAUCGAAGAAGUCAGAACAGAAAUUGAAAAGUCAUGGUUAGAAGCUGGAAAUCUCUAUUACAAUGAAAACGAGGCAGAGCUGCAAAAAUUGAAUUUAAUUGAACAAGUUCCUGCUGAUUAUCCGAAAAUCAUUCCAAAGCGUCCCACAAUCGGAUGUCGAGCAUUAGUCCGUAGAUCAUUGAGAGUUCUGAACAUAAUAUUGCAUGAAAUGGAGGAUUGGAAGGAAGAAGUUCGUCUACAUUCCACAAAGUUACUAUAUCAAGUUGUAAUCCAUAGUGAGGAUCAGCUAGCAUCAAAAUAUUACGACAUUAAUGCUGUAUUAUGUAAAACAUGUCAAGAUCAAGAAGCUCCAAUUGCAAAAUUAGCUAUGGAAGUAGCUGGACUUAUUGGAUAUUUUGUUGAUCAAAAAACAUGGAGUAAAUAUGCAUUUGAGGAACUAAGGACUAGACAGAACAAACUGGGUCCAAUAAAAUGCUUGAAUGCUUUAUACAGAGAGUCUGUGGAUAAAGAGAAAUAUCAGAAUGUGAGUGAAUUGAUUGACAUUUUUAUGGACAAUUCCAUUUGCCACAACACAUCAGUUCCAUUUCAAACGGAGUUUCUUGAAAACCUUAAAAUUCUACAUCCUGGAGUUUUGUUGAAUGAAAAUGUUGUGGAAAAUUACUAUAUUGUGACAUUAAAGAUGACAGCUGUUGGAUAUGAUAAUGAAGUUAUUAGAAAUGAAGGAAUUAAUAUCCUUAAACUGAUUGCUGAACCUGAAAGUGUCUCGAAAAUUCACGCAAAGUAUUUAAAAUCAGCAUUGAAAACUCUAGAUCUGCUUGAUAAGGCAAAUAAUGACUCAUUUGAGCAGAUUAUGGUGCUUUAUGGCAUCAUUUGUAUUUGUGGAUUUGAGAAAUCAUUUCUUGAAGAUCUAAAAUCUUCAAUUAAACUUACACUUGAGCAUGCUGACGGAGAAGGAAAGAUAAAGAUCCUAAGUGCUAUGGCCAUGGCUGCAUUGAAUUGGGACAAGACGAUUGAUGUGGAGGAUCCAAAUGAGAAUUUCUUAAUUAUGAUGUCAUAUAUCAAUGAAUGCAUUGCACCACACUUGAUUUGGCACGCUGGACGUACAGCUGAAUCUGUAAGAACUAUGGCAACAGCAGUUUUAAGCUCUUUAGUACAAGGAACAACCAAAGAAAAUUUUACAAAAAUUGUAGAUGCACUCUUGGUUCCAUUGAUAUCAUUAGUUGACGAUAAUAACAUAGCAACAAGAUCUUAUGCCUUGAAAAUUCUCAUGCAUGUUGGACCACUCAAGUAUGAUAAUCUUAAAAAUUUUGGAUCUGGAUUAUUAUCACGUCUUGACGAUCCAGGACAUGAAGUUCGAGUUAAAGCAGCAAAAUGUUUGGGAAAGCUUAAAUUAAUUGAAAGUGAUCAAGAUGAUUUCAAUGACAUGUGGGAACAUUUAUUAAAGCAAAUUUUCAGCACAAUGAUGAUUCAUCUUGAAAGUCCAGAAAUCGAUUUAAGGAACAACUUGAUUGAUUCAAUAGUUGAGUUGUGUCAUAAUUAUACGAAUGCUUAUAUCGCUGCAUUGAAAGAAGCUAUAUUGUCAGAAGAGCUGAAACAAAAAUUGCCGGCUGCAUCAUCAUAAAAGUGCG